AUUAAUUUUAGUUAGAAUUCAAACACAACUUUUGCUAUAAAAGGGCGAGCAAUUGCUUUGUUGAAAGGGCAAACUUUAGAAACAGUUGACAUGCCAAAGGUCCAAUUGCUUAUGACAUUGCUGCUGUUGGCAUUUACAAAUGCCGAUGUGAGUGAUCCUCAAGACUCAAACACACCACUCCUAGAACCGCAAACAUAUGCACCAGAUCCAAGUGAAGAAACAACAAAGAGCUCAACUGCAGUAUCAUCAUCAUCGGAGCCAGCAGAUACGGCAGCUACAACAGUUGCAGCAGGAGAUGAAGAACCGAAACAAGAUGCAGAUGCAACCCCAAAUCAAGAUAAUAAUCAAGAUGUAGAUGGAACACCAGAUGCAGAUAUAAAGCCAGAUUCGGAUACGAAACCCGAUGUAGAUGGAACACCCGAUGCAGAUAAAAAGCCAGAUACGGAUACAAAACCCGAUGCCGAUUCAGAUGUGGAUGCAGAGGAUCCAGCAGAGGAAGGAAUCGCUUUGGGCAAUGCAACAGCAACAACCAUUGAGCAGCUGGAAAGCUCCACAACAACUCCAAUUGAAGACACUCACCACGAACACCACCAACAUACCAUAGGACAUGUCCACGCUCACGAUGGCUUCCAUGAUAUAAAGCGGGAGAAAUUGUGGGCACAUUGGAACGAUGCGUUCACCACAACCGUUGGCAUAGAACCCGAUAAUAGUACCAUGCAAUAAAGACACCCUGUAAAUGA
Messenger RNA from Drosophila sulfurigaster albostrigata, 740 nucleotides. RefSeq names its product clumping factor B. Lineage: Eukaryota; Metazoa; Arthropoda; Insecta; Diptera; Drosophilidae. The transcript has 2 exons. Bases 91 to 723 code for a protein of 210 amino acids. The record is from RefSeq and is a predicted model, not a curated record.